UCGUGUAUCCGUGAGCCCCGUGACAGUAUCUCUUGGGUCCCUUACCAUGGCUGUCGAUUUCACAGCCACGUACAAAGUGUUAGUCAUAGGCGAUGUGAAUGUAGGAAAGACUUGCCUGGUGCAUAGAUUUUGCGACGAGAGGUAUUAUGACACGUAUAUAUCCACAGUUGGAAUUGACUUCAAACAAAAAAUAGUCAAUUUGGAUGGAGUACCGAUUAAGUUACAGAUAUGGGACACGGCCGGGGAGGAACGCUUCAGGACGCUCACCACUGCCUACUACAGGGGCGCGCAGGGCAUAGUCUUAGUCUACGACGUGACCAACCUGGAUUCCUUCAACCAUCUCUCCUACUGGCUGAGAAACAUCGAAGAGAAUGCGUCCCCGGAGGUGGUGAAGGUGCUGGCCGGGAACAAGUGUGAGGUGACCAACCAGCAGCGAGCCGUGGACAAGGAAAGAGGGUUAAAGUUGGCGGAGAGCUUCGACAUGCCGUUCUAUGAGGUCUCGUGUCGGGGGGACAUGAUGGUCCAGGACACCUUCCUCACGCUGGCCAGGCUCAUACGGGACCUCCGGCAGAGAAGGGCUAGCUUGUUUGAGGAACGGGAGCGGCGGAACGAGGAGUCUGUCAAGCUGGAGGCCGAGCAGAAGAGUGAGGGAGGGUUUGCUUGCUCCUCCUGCUGAGACGACCACAGUGAUCCACGUUCAUCCUCCACCCCUGCUGUCCUCCACAACAUCGCGCGUGUAGUGCUGCUUCAGCCAAGGUAAAGAGAAUGGUCGGCCGUGUACGCCAGCCGUCUACUCUACCAUAACUUCCUUACGCGUGACCAAAGUCUAUAUACACCGAGUCAAGCCACGCGCAGGUUUGUGGGAGGAGACACGGCCGAGGAGGCGUGGUUUAUGCGUGACGUUGCUUGGAGCCAAACUAGAGAAUGUAGAAACAGGGAUUUAGAGAAAACGAGGAAAGGCGGACUAAUUUAAAUCAAUCACUUCAACAUGCCCUCCCUCACACCCCACACCGCCGUUUGUAGGCAUUGGAAUUACAGUCACGCAAUAGCACAAUAAAAAGACAUAUUUUUCCGUCAGUGGCUUGCCUGUACGCGCUGUGAAAGAAGGCGAGAAUGUACAUCCAGAGUGCACACACGGCCCCAACUUCAGUCACCCCUGAACUGGCGGGUAUUUUCUGUUUUGGUCCAAGUGACGUCAUCCCGCUGCUCCGCCCCCAAAACCGCCUCCUGCGCGUACCGGUCGGAGUUCUGAAGCAGUGACUUGACUUGGUAUAUAUAGACUUAGAUGAUAUAUGUGUGCUUGGCAUCGGCGGCCCUCUCGGCGACACUCAUUGGACACGAGAAGAAAACGGUCUCCCUUUGUAUCAUUCACUCUUUAUAAACAAAACAAAACAACAACAAAAACUCACUCUGAACUACUCUGCCUCCCCCACCCACUGAGACACCUGUAUACUGAAUAAAAGAUACCGUUA
Molecule: messenger RNA, 1472 nt
Organism: Eriocheir sinensis (Chinese mitten crab)
Lineage: Eukaryota; Metazoa; Arthropoda; Malacostraca; Decapoda; Varunidae
Gene: RabX4
Product: ras-related protein Rab-8A-like
Exons: 7
Coding region: 47-676 (209 amino acids)
Molecular function (GO): GTPase activity; GTP binding
Source: RefSeq, a predicted model, not a curated record